Molecule: messenger RNA, 885 nt
Organism: Rotaria sp. Silwood2
Lineage: Eukaryota; Metazoa; Rotifera; Eurotatoria; Philodinida; Philodinidae
Source: the annotation of a GenBank genome assembly
AUGCUUUCUAGUCAAACUCGACGUCGUGCCAUUCAUAAUCAUGUUAUUAUUGUUCUUUUAUUCAAUAAUUUGAUCUAUGAGCUUAUAGAUAUUUCAUUAUUUCUCAACUAUUAUCGUUUAGACGCUGUCUGGCCUGCAACACAAAGUUUAUGUCUAAUAUGGAUGUUCAUUAAUGAAGCAUUGUAUUCUGUUUCAACAAUAGCUGUUGCUUGGGCAUCGAUUGAACGACAUAUACUUAUCUUUCAUAAUCAAUGGUUAUCUAGCACCAGAAGGCGUUUUCUCAUUCAUUAUGUUCCGUUGGCGUUGCUUGUAUCUUAUAUUAUUUUAUUUCAUUUUAUUGUCAUCAUAUUUCCACCGUGUGAAAAUAAAUAUGAUUAUACACAAGAGAUGUGUGGCCAUCAACUCUGCUUUCACGAUUCAAAGUUGAUUGGCACAUGGGAUAGUAUUACACAUAAUAUUAUACCGACUCUAACAAUUGUGAUCUUUAGCAUUACUCUUCUUAUGCGAGUUUUGCGUCAAAAUCGUCGUAUGCAUCAAGUUGUCCAAUGGCGAAAACAUCGAAAAAUGGCAAUUCAAUUACUGUCGAUUUCUCUUCUCUAUUUUGUUCUUUAUAUUCCAAUCAUGUGUAUUGAACUGGCAGAACUGUGCUGCAUACAUUACGAACUUAGUAAUGGUUUUAAACAAUAUGCACGAUUUUUUUCGUAUUAUGUCAUAUUUCUACUUCCAUUUGUCUGCCUUGCUUCAUUAAUGGAAAAAUCAUGGCGGCUCAGAAACAUUUUUUCAUGUUGGUAUCGACCGACACAAUUGGUUCAUCCUACGGCAUUACCUACAACACGUUUCGUGACAAGAGAGCCAAACGCAAGAGAAAUAACUGCACAAUAUUGA